Messenger RNA from Nycticebus coucang (slow loris), 26624 nucleotides. It is a transcript of the gene ZBTB20, whose product is annotated as zinc finger and BTB domain containing 20. The record is from RefSeq and is a predicted model, not a curated record. Gene Ontology annotation, biological process: regulation of transcription by RNA polymerase II. Lineage: Eukaryota; Metazoa; Chordata; Mammalia; Primates; Lorisidae. Gene Ontology annotation, molecular function: DNA-binding transcription factor activity, RNA polymerase II-specific; RNA polymerase II cis-regulatory region sequence-specific DNA binding; protein binding. The transcript is spliced from 7 exons. The coding region runs from base 799 to 2805 and encodes 668 amino acids.
UGUAGUUUUACCGGCCUGAAUCAUAGCCAUCCAGCGUCCCAGUCUCACUGCGUUAUUUGUGAAAAUGGCCAGCGUGAGGAAUUAUUAAUUAAAGCUAACAAAUCACCCUGACGAGCUGUGCCCUGGCAUGGCUGAAGGUUGAUUGGCGAAAGUGUUCUCCUUUGGAGAAAAGACUUUUUGUGCUCGUGACGCAGUCAGGGACGGAUUAUUGAAUAUGCAAGUUAGAAGAAAAAUCACAGGACAAGCAAAUUGAGUAUUUACUGGCAAAUAAUUGCUCUCUUAAGCUGUGGCUCUCUUCCUAAAUUCUUAGCAUUCCCGAGGGUUAGAAAGAAACACAGAAAAAUGCAUCGGUACAGAGUACAUUUCAAAAAAAUUACCUAGACUGAUGUUUCAGACGUGCAGAAUGUUUCAUCGUCACUAACUGGAUAUUCAUCACAACAUUGCUGUCCGUUCUUUGACCAUCAGUCUGGGCCUGCUUCUGCUCCUUAUAUGCAGCCACUCUCUGUUCCCUGCCCCAAUGAACAUCUGCACUAGGUCCAAGCCUUGGAGUGAUUUACCAGAAGAGUGACACCACUUAUUUGGAAACUACUGAAGAAACCCAAGACAGCUGAAAACCAGAAGGCAUCUGAGGAGAAUGAGAUUACUCAGCCGGGUGGAUCCAGCGCCAAGCCGGGCCUUCCCUGCCUGAACUUUGAAGCUGUUUUGUCUCCAGACCCAGCCCUCAUCCACUCAACACAUUCACUGACAAACUCUCACGCUCACACCGGGUCAUCUGAUUGUGACAUCAGUUGCAAGGGGAUGACCGAGCGCAUUCACAGCAUCAACCUUCACAACUUCAGCAAUUCCGUGCUCGAAACCCUCAACGAGCAGCGCAACCGUGGCCACUUCUGUGACGUGACGGUGCGCAUCCACGGGAGCAUGCUGCGCGCACACCGCUGCGUGCUGGCCGCCGGCAGCCCCUUCUUCCAGGACAAGCUGCUGCUCGGCUACAGCGACAUCGAGAUCCCGUCGGUGGUGUCAGUGCAGUCCGUGCAAAAGCUCAUUGACUUCAUGUACAGCGGCGUGCUGCGCGUCUCGCAGUCCGAGGCCCUGCAGAUCCUCACAGCCGCCAGCAUCCUGCAGAUUAAAACCGUCAUCGAUGAGUGCACGCGAAUCGUGUCGCAGAACGUGGGCGAUGUGUUCCCGGGGAUCCAGGACUCCGGCCAGGACACGCCGCGGGGGACCCCCGAGUCGGGGACGUCGGGCCAGAGCAGCGACACGGAGUCCGGCUACCUGCAGAGCCACCCGCAGCACAGCGUGGACAGGAUCUACUCGGCCCUGUACGCGUGCUCCAUGCAGAACGGCAGCGGCGAGCGCUCCUUCUACAGCGGCGCGGUGGUCAGCCACCACGAGACGGCGCUGGGCCUGCCCCGCGACCACCACAUGGAGGACCCCAGCUGGAUCACGCGCAUCCACGAGCGCUCGCAGCAGAUGGAGCGCUACCUGUCCACCACCCCGGAGACCACGCACUGCCGCAAGCAGCCGCGGCCGGUGCGCAUCCAGACCCUGGUGGGCAACAUCCACAUCAAGCAGGAAGUGGAGGACGACUACGACUACUACGGUCAGCCGCGGGUGCAGAUUCUGGAGCGCAAUGAAUCCGAGGAGUGCACGGAAGACACCGACCAGGCCGAGGGCACGGAGAGUGAGCCCAAAGGUGAGAGCUUCGACUCGGGCGUCAGCUCCUCCAUAGGCACGGAGCCUGACUCCGUGGAGCAGCAGUUUGGCGCUGCGGCGGCGCGGGACGGCCAGGCGGAACCCGCCCCACCCGAGCAGGCCGCGGAAGCCCCUGCCGAGGGUGCCCCGCAGCCGAAUCAGCUGGAAACAGGUGCCUCCUCUCCAGAGAGAAGCAACGAGGCAGAGAUGGACAGCACGGUCAUCACUGUCAGCAACAGCUCUGACAAGAGCGUCCUGCAGCAGCCUUCGGUCAACACAUCCAUCGGGCAGCCAUUGCCAAGUACCCAGCUCUACCUUCGCCAGACAGAAACCCUCACCAGCAACCUGAGGAUGCCUCUGACCUUGACCAGCAACACACAGGUCAUUGGCACCGCUGGCAACACCUACCUGCCGGCCCUCUUCACUACCCAGCCCGCGGGCAGUGGUCCCAAGCCUUUCCUCUUCAGCCUGCCUCAGCCCCUGGCAGGCCAGCAGACCCAGUUUGUGACAGUGUCCCAGCCCGGCCUGUCCACCUUUACUGCACAGCUGCCAGCGCCACAGCCCCUGGCCUCAUCCGCAGGCCACAGCACAGCCAGUGGGCAAGGCGAAAAAAAGCCUUAUGAGUGCACUCUCUGCAACAAGACUUUCACGGCCAAACAGAACUACGUCAAGCACAUGUUCGUACACACAGGCGAGAAGCCCCACCAAUGCAGCAUCUGUUGGCGCUCCUUCUCCUUAAAGGAUUACCUUAUCAAGCACAUGGUGACGCACACAGGAGUGAGGGCGUACCAGUGUAGUAUCUGCAACAAGCGCUUCACCCAGAAGAGCUCCCUCAACGUGCACAUGCGCCUCCACCGGGGGGAGAAGUCCUACGAGUGCUACAUCUGCAAAAAGAAGUUCUCUCACAAGACCCUCCUGGAGCGACACGUGGCCCUGCACAGUGCCAGCAACGGGACCCCUCCUGCGGGCACACCGCCAGGUGCCCGCGCUGGCCCCCAAGGCGUGGUGGCCUGCGCGGAGGGGACCACUUACGUCUGCUCCGUCUGUCCAGCAAAGUUUGACCAAAUCGAGCAGUUCAACGACCACAUGAGGAUGCACGUGUCUGACGGAUAAGUAGUACCUUUCUCUCUUUCUUACGAACAAAACAACAAAAAAAGAAACAAACAAAAAAAAAGCUAUGGCACUAGAAUUUUAAGAAAUGUUUUGGUUUUGUUUUUACUUUCUGUUUUUGUUUUGUUUCAUUUCAUUUUGUACUACAUGAAGAACUGUUUUUUGCCUGCUGGUACAUUACAUUUCCGGAGGCUUGGGUGAAGAGUCGUUUCCCCAGCCUCCCUCGGAUGGUGGCCUUAAGGCCUGGUAGUGCUUCGAGAGGUCCACUGGUUGGAUCUCUAGCUACUGGCCUCUAAAUACAACCCUUCUUUACAAAAAAAUCUUUUAAAAAAAAGUAAAAAAAAAAAAACACAACAUUUUUUUUUCACUUGUGAAGAGCACUACAAAAAUAUAUAACAAAAUCUAAAAGGCCUACUGUCUUUAAGUACACCGCUUGCAGUGUUUCAGUGGACAUUUUCACAAUUCUGGCCGCUUGGACUUCACAGUAACCAGUUAAAACUGUGGAUUAUCACUUCUGGUUGAAAACCCAGAGGGAGGGCCCUGCUGUUUUCCACCUACCACGUUGUCUGAUUUCACAAAAGGGCUGUGGGGGGCGGGAAUGGGCAGAGGGUCGGUGGUGUGGGAAAGAAAGGCAAAUGGCAGGCUUCUCCCCCAGAUUCUGCCGGGGUCCACACCCCCGCCCACCUCCUCCAUAUCCCCCCUUUCAGCAGAAGCCAGGAAGACUUGGACAAGCAACAAGCAACAGUGGCUAUCGUAUUUAUUCAGUGUCUUCGCUGAGCCCCAGCCUCAGCACAAUCAAGAGGGACUUUCAUGAAAGGCAGGAAUGCAGAUAAAACAAAGAUACCAGAAAUUUGCACCUAUGUUUCUAGGUACAAGAGAAGGAUUAUUUCCAACAAUCUUUGCAAAAAAAAAGUGUCAGGAUAUAUUCUUGUGGAAGAGAAAAAGAAAAAUGGAGGGUGGGGGGAACAAUAAAAAGUUCUUGAGGCUUUUUUAAUUCAAAAUUUUAUAGAGGGGCAAAAGUGACGUUUACCAGAUAGAAUGCUGAUUUUUUAAAUAUAUUUACAACAGUAUUUGUGUAAAAAAAAAACAAAAAAGUGAAAUUGUUAAAAGUAAUUCUUUUUUUCAUUUUGGUUAUGCAUACACUGCCACCAAUCCCUUCUCUUUUAUUUUAUUUCACACACAUAUAUAUAUUUUUUGGUAAGUCAAGACUGUUAAGGUUAGCGAUACUGCUUCCAGAUAGAAAGAAUAAAAGGCAACUAAAGUUAUAUUUGAAAGAGAGGAAGGAUAUUUUCUUCAUAUUUUUUUUAAUUUUCCUUAAUUUUUAUUAUUUUAAGUAUUGCCUGGGUUGAUGAGGGCCUGUGUGGCCAGCCCAUCCAUCCCUGCUGUAAUCUGAAUUGCUGCUUUGUAUUUUGAUAUGUAGUUCUUUGACUUUUAGCAAGCUUAAGUUGCUCCACUGAAGAUUUUUUGCAAUUGAUCCAUCUAGAAUUCUGUUCUUUUUCAUGGGAGGGACUUUUAUCUUUCAGAAACAGCUUUCGUCUCCAAAAUUUCACUGAGAUCUUAUGAUUCUAGAAUUUCUAUUGACUUUACUUUUUUUUUUUUUUCCCUAUGAUGAAACACUAGUAGUCUAGAGGACUUCGUAAAUGGGUUCUUUUCUUUCGUGGUCAGCCGGGAGGAGGAGUUCGCAAAACUCUGCGGUACCUCCUCACCCUACACAACUACAGAAAGCAUUGUUAGGAGGAGCCUGUUACAGAUCGAGAUGCAUUGAUGCCAAAAUUACUUUUUUCUUUUUAAAUAUCACCUUCUAUUUCCACCAUGGUGAAGAGGGCUAAUUAAGAUGAUCAUUCUUUAGAUGAUUUAUUAACCCUUGUGUUUUGGAAAGAUUUUAGAGAAAUAAACAGAAUUUCCAGAUGCCAACAUCCACCAUUCGAAAGGCCAGCAAUCUAUUGCAUCAUACCAGAUGCCACUCUCUCUCCCUAGUUGAGAUUUCUCUCCUCGGUCCUGAUCAAGGUAUUAUAGUAGAGAUUUUUCCAUUACAGACAGUGUCCUGAAGGGAUUCCAACUCAAAUAUAGUAAUCUGUAAACCUAACUAAUAACCCCAAAGUGAUUUCAUUGCUGGGCAUAUUUUAACACACUAGAAGAGAAAAGUGAAUCUUUAAACAAAGCAGAAACAACAAACUAUAAUUUUAUAAAGAAGAAAAGAGACCAUAUUUUAGUUUCAAAAUUACAUUUUAAUUUAAUUUCCCUUCUAAUUUUCCUGUCAGCAAUAUAUUUACAAAAGCUACAUGGCAAAUGAGGGAAAAUCUUCCAAGGCAAGCAACUCUAUAAUGACUAAAUUGGUUUUACUUAUAUAUUUUAGACAUUUGGUUAACUUGGAUCUUUUUGGUAAGUUCUUUGUGAUAGUAGGGUUAGUGCAACUGACGUGUUUGUGAGUUUGAUUUGGUUCUCUGGUGCUUAAUUCAGUGGAUAUUUUGCUAGAAGUUUUAAUGUAGACUUGGAUGGUUAAUUGACUAUUGAAUAUUAUUCAUAAUGAUUUCUAAAGGAGUCCUACCAAGAGUUGUGUGUCCAAAACUGACUUGUUGUAAAAGUUAGUAAGAAACAGCUAAAGAAAUAAGAAACAUUCAUUUUUCUAUUGCUAAUUUUGUUUUUUUUUUUUUAGUAUCGAUGUCAUAGGCUCUAAUAUUUCCACUUACCACCAACAGAGGGAGCAUUAGUUAAUUAACUAUGUCAUGGAAUUGUUUUGAUAUUUUGAAAAACAAGUUAUUCUACCACCCAUAAAAUAGAAGAGAUUGACAUUAAGGAAAAAAUUAAUCUCUAGGAAGUUGACAUGAAAUCACUCGACAUGUUACAAGUGAAAAUCUGAAGCAGACCCAUUUGCCUUAAUACAAAUUUGCCAUGUAAAAAGCUAAGCAAUUGGGUUAAAAUCCACCUUUUUAUGCACAACAUGUAGACAAAAAAACCACAGGUAACUUGAAACCUUGUUGAUUAUCCUUUCCUCAUAGAAGAAGUUAUCUUAAAAGGAAAAAAAAAGUUGGGUGAUCCCAAAAGAAUUGUUGGUGAGGAGAUAUAAUUGUUGUAGUCUGUGACAAAACAGACGACCCAGGUUUGCAUUAAAGUAGAUGUAUCCCUACCAUAUGUCUAUUGUUCCCAAACAUCUCAUAGCCUAAAUAGUUGACAGAUUGGAGUGGGAGCAAAGAAGUUGUCAUGGGGCCAUUGCUAUUUGCCUAGCCUCUCAAAGGGCUGCUUCCCAAACUGACCCACAUUUUAGAAAAGAAACCAGGCUGUACCUGUUCCAAAAAGAUAGAGAUGCUUUUAGAUUGCCAGUCGUCACUUUUAAACUGAACCGUCCCAAGCACAUUAAGAAAUAAGAAAACAUAUUUUGCUUUAAGAUCAGCAAAUGAGUGUGGAUCUUUUUUACUUUUUGGUUUUGAAUCUACAAUCAUCUUAUAUUUAGACCUCAGGCUAUGAUGAUAUCAGUGCUUAAAAAUGUUUCCUCUUUAGUAGCCAAGAAGAAGAUAGAUAAGAUGAAAGCAAAUAUUCCAGACUUAAGACCUCUUAGGAUGAAUAUAGGAACAAGAACUAGUACGGAAAAGAAUUUUUCUUUAGCAAUUUAUGAUUUUAAAAUGAAAUUUGCUAGAUAAGGACAAGGUAAAAAAUCAAAGUGGAAUAUGUAUUUCCAUACAUUUAGACAUGGUUUAUGAAAAAUAAAAUUUCCUAGCACUAAAAUCAUUGGUAGUAUAUCAGCAAUGUAGGCAAUAUUUUCCCUGUUAAAUGCCAACAUUUGUACAAAAAGACCCUCAAAUGUGUAAAACAUAACCUUAAAAAAGAAAAGCAUUAGAGCACAUGUAGAUACAGAUCUACACAUGGAAAAAGAUGGAAGACCAAGUUGGGCAAAAAAAAAAACCUGAGAUGAGAGUCUCUGUAUCAAAAUUUACUAUAUAUUUUAAUUGAAUUAUAAACUCGAGCUCUUAAGAACAGCUUUAUCAACUUUUCUCUUCCCGAAUUCCUAACACUCUGAAUCUAUUUGUGCCAUGAUUAAGCAUAGCAGAAAAUGUCCUCGUAUGUGAUAGCCACAGUCCAUUCCCAGCCAUCUUAGAAGUUACAGUAGCUCUUGGCCUUGGAAAGACUUGGGUUUUAAAGGCUUGCUCUGUUUAAAAGUCAUAGGGAUUUUAUUUUCUAUCAUCACAAUAUUCUGUAAGGACCAAAAAAAUCCCUUUCCAAUCCAUGACCUGUGAGAAUUUGUGCAUUCUGAUAAUGAACAGAGAAAAGUUUUCACCUGAGUGCGUUCUUUUCCUAUUCAGUCCUGAUGCCUUGACCUGUGUGUAUUUCCAUCGCACAAACAAACCAGCAGUAUGUGCCCUGCCCAUGCCCAAAACUCAGUGUUUUUUCUCCAUAGAAAAGUGAAAAAUGAGGUAUGCUCCUAGUAAAACCCCUCAGGUCCCCCAGAAAACAUAGUAAAGGCCCAUUGUGCUUCCUUUUGGGGACUCCCUACAAUGCUCCCACCACCUGUUGCUUUUAGGAGAGGAGAGAGAGAGGCCAAUGUGGCUGGAAUUCAUACUAGCUAUGCCCCCUUUCUAGAGCCUUCCUCUGUUGUUCUAGAAGAUUUUAUGUGAUAGUUGGGGCUGCGAGCAGGAGUUAUAUGAUUCUGCAGAAAAGGUAUCAGAUAAUCAAAUCAGGUCGGCCUCUAGUAGAGCGCUGCCGCAGCAAAAGAACAAAAGAAGGUGCGAUGUGAGAGCAGACACAGCCUGGCAUGCCCUUGGGAUUAGGAGAUCAGGAGGGCGCCCUUUCCAUGGUGACCUGACUCUCAAAAGAAAUCUUCUAAAAGAAUUCUUUAAUUUAGUAAUGAGUUGAAGUCCAGGGUAAUGGAAGCUCUGGAGGAGAGAACAAAGGAAUUGCAAACUAUAUUCAGCACCAAACAAUGCUAGACCAAGAAAUAUCCAAUGGCAAAACUAGGAAGUUUGGCAAGAGGUAUUUAGAGAACUCUCUGGGCUUUUCCAUGGGUAGGGUUGGCAAACUGUCUUUUGAGUGAUUUCUGGCUCUGAGAACCCUCUUUACUCACCAGAAAAGAACUUUAUUGAAAUACCCAAUUUUGUCCCCCAGUUAAAGAAAUUUAAAAAAGAAAAAUAGGACACUCCAGAAAGAACCAUGUGACUUGUUGAUGAACAAAAGGAAGGGUACACUAGAAUUUAAAUAGGCUCCCUAACUCCCCAGAAAAAGCAAAGCAACCUCCCUAGCUGGCCACCCACUGUCUGAGACCAGACAUAACUUCCCAACUGGAGCAGCAGCCACCUCUUUCUCCUCUCUGUGUUUUCAUGAAGAAAAUGGCUGUUCUCUUAGAACCCCAGGAAAUAGAUUACAUGGGGCAGACUUUCAAAAGCAAUUUCUACUCUGGUGCUCAGGCUGCUUAUGGAGGCAGAAAAGGGGCACAGGAGAGCUCUUGUUCUCGAGCGAGAGUAUUUUCAUAUUCCCAAGGGCUUUCAUGGAGAGAUGCUAUUUCCGAUACCAGUUAAACCUUCACAAGAGGAAAGGCUGUGGUGACUCAGUGUUCCUGUAAACACAAAAUGUGGAACUUACCAAUCCAAAGCUUCAUUUCUAGCACUGGAUAUAAAGAUGAUUAGCCUGACCAAAAUACCCCAAAGAUUUUUCUAAGUCUCUGAAGAUUUCUUUCAUUCUCAAACGCUGCAUCUGUAGCAGUCAGCAGUGUACAUUAGCAGAGCCCAGGGAAUUGUUGUGAAAUUGUGGAGCUGCUUUCCAUUCUUCUUAGGGUGAAGAGAUAGGAAAUGAGGGUGGCAUAGCAUGAGUUCCUUUUGGGAAUAUGUAUUUCCCCCUCACUGAAUGAGAGGGAAAAUUGCCCUGGGGUGAAACCAGAAGUGUCAUCUUUCCACACCACCAACCGAAACACCUGUCAUUCUAGUGGUUUCUUUAGACCCUGCCUGUUUCAUACUAAAAUCAAAUCUGAAGUGACCUCAGUUAAAGUAUUUUCACAAGAGGCUACUUAUAGAUAGAAUUAUUGCCUUAAAUCAGAAAGUCAGGGGGGAAAAGAACAAAAGAUGGCAACUGGAAGGCUCUGAGGAUAUGGGCAUUUCUUGCUUCUUACCACAAAAACAGUUGCUAUUCAUGAUUGAGGACUAUGGGAACAGUUACUUCUUGGGGAGGCACCAAACUUAUCUGGAACUGGCUAUUUUCAGGAAGUGGCUGCUAUUUCCUAUCUAUUCUAUCUCAGUGAUGUAGGUCGGCGCUGAAUGUAAAAUAGAUGUCAUCUUACUAAAUAGUGAAUCCUAUAAAACAUAAUCACAGGUACCUGGGAUGCAAAUUGUAAACAUUUUCUUCGCAGAGACAAUUAUCCCAACAAAACGCUUUCUUUCCCUUUGCAAUGUAUAUCUCUAUACUUUUUUUCUCAGUCUCAGAGAGCAUCUUCUUUAUCCGAUGGUUCUUUGCGUCACUGCAAACUCACAACCUUCAAGUCUUCAUGAAGGACCAUACCCUGCAGAUUGUAGGCAAAAUCUAGCCACAAUCAUGGGGGGCCAGGCUUUUGGGAUAUCCAGUGAGGGUGUAAAAGUCCCUAAUGCCCCUCUUUCAAAAUCAGAGGUUUCCUUGGUUCACAGUGCCUCCAUGAGAUUUUGAUACGCCCAAAGCAGAAAAAAACAUUUUUUUUUAGCCCCAUAGGAGACAUCUGUUUCUACUACUGUUGCAAAAGUCGUUAUUGCCCAGCAAAAUCAUUGCAAUUUAUAUGUAGAUUCUAGUAAUGAAAGGGGCUUAACCCAGCCAGUAUGUCACAGCUGCUGUCCAAAAUGUCUGUAAAUAAGUGUGCUUUAUGCGUGUGCACACACACUGUGGGGUGCUCUCAGCACAAAACUGUUCCACAUUCAUAUUACCCGGGGACACCAAGACCGGUCAGGAAUUCCUAGCUAAGAGUCAAAAGCCUGACAUAUCUGCUUCUACCCCAUUGCCCAUCAGUAAUUUCUAUGUAUCCCUUUAAUGAGAAACUUGACUAUGCUGGUGUGGGUUAGAAUCCAUUUACAAAACUCUGCAGUUCUGUUUGAUAUACUGGUGUGUGUGCGUGUGCAUGUGUGUGCUUGUGUGCAUAUUUCUUGUCUCUGGACAUACGUGUGCUUCUCAGACAAAGCACACACAGGCAGAGGUCCCUCUUCCCAGUUGCCUCUUCCCACCAUUGUGCUCUAGACUUGUGGCUCCCUUCCCAGGAAGCAGUCACCUGCCCACUCUGUUGCUUUUUGUAGCAUUUCAGAGUUGGGAGAAACAAAGGCAGCUUGUUGGAUCCACAGCAAACCCACAGGGACAGGCUGUUUUCCUCCAGAAGAAGGUAGAACAGAAGUACUCACUGGCAAGCACGCAAGAAGGAGCCGCAGUCUGGGGCACCUCACCAGGUCUCCUGGAGGAGGGCGGCCCCGAAGCCAGACUGACAGGCCCACUCACACUUCAGCCUGAGCCCUCUCAUGGCUACUGGCCUCCAUUCCUUUCCUCUAUGCGACCCAGUGUACACACACACACACACACACACGCAGGCACACAAACCCACAACUAAAUUUUAUUCCCAAAGUAAAGCUUCCUAAUUCUACCUGCAGCUGUAGGAUAUCAUCUGUCAUUCACAAACUGUAUCUCCUGAAACCAACGUGGCCUUUGCCGAAGUCUUUCCAGGAGUGGGCUGUUUACUAUGUCUAGCAAACCAACAGACUAUGGGGGGAACAUUUUAUAAUAGUCUCUAAGAAUUGAUGGCUGGUGCCCAUCUCGAACAUUCAAAUAGGAUGCCACUCUAGUGUAACAUACUGAAUGAAUGGACCUGGCUCUCAGAGCUGACCCUGAAGUCUUGGUGGCCUGGAAAAAGUCAGAUUCAGUUUCCUCACGCCCAUGCCCUUCUUUUACUAGAUGGUUCAUUAUUUUUUAUGACAUGUAGAUUAUUUCUGCUUUAUAGAAUUCAGAGGACAUUUUCUCUCCUUUUCUAUUUUGGUGACAUUUUCCUCUCCCUUAUUAAGUAAGGCUACUUACGGUUGCAACUUUUUUGUUGUUAUUAAUUUUUAAAUGUAUAUUGUCUUUCUAUAUCCAAAAGAAGUCUGUGACUGUAACCAUAGAUAUUUCUUUCUACUGGAAAAAAAAUUAGUUGUUUUUUUUUUUAAUUAAUCGUACUAGUGACUUUGUGAAAGAAUGAGUUACUAUUUAGGUAUGCUUACUUUAAGUACACUACAUUGCAGUAUUUCUGAAACCUAGGACAUACACAUUAUAUAUACAAUAGCUCUAUAUUGAAAUAUAUAUUACAUUAUAUUCAUUUUAACUUUUGAAUCUGCCUAUGAUCAUGAGUUCAUUGAAAUAUUAUUUCUUUGCAUAUAUCACCCAUCACCAACCUGCUGCAGUUAAUCUGGUGCAUUUAAUAAUUAUUACUGCUCUAGUUUGCUUUUUAUGUUAUCAGCUUCAAUAUUGUCUUUAGACAAUUUUAGAAUUUUUUAAGCUCAGAAUUAGCAAAUGUAGGAAAGUGAAAAUGUUUUUUAAAAUUUUGGGGGGUGUGUGGCUAAUACAAAGAGGUUCAUAUUCAAAGUGAUCUUGCUUAGCUGACUCUUUCAAUAUCUGAAGAACAAAAGAAGUACAUAUGAAUGUAUCUGUGAUUUUCCCCUCUAAGACUGUCACUGUCUAAAUUUGCUUUUAAAAACAUGACCAAGGACCUGCUUAACCUCCAGAAGAUCUGACCAACAAUGAUAGGCUGCAUUUUAAAGGGCCACUCUUCUGAAAAGCGUAAGACAGUGAAAUGCCUAGUUGUCUCAAAUGUAUUUUCAAACAUAUGUUUUAGUACUGGUUCUUUAGUACUGACUACUUUUUGUUUUCAAUAUGCUUACAAUUAUUUUAACUAGUCUUCAACAUUUCCCUGAAGGCAACUUGGCAAUACAGUGUUUAUUUUCCUGGGAGGUUUUCUUUUUAGCUAAAACCGGAAUUUGAAGAACCUUUUAUUGACAGAGGCUAAGAGAAAUAGAACUCAGAAAUAUUUAUCUGAGACCUUUUUCAGUCUGAGGAAUUCAUAAAAUGGCGUCCCUUGGGUACGGGCCCCCCGUGAUCUCUAUUUGCCUGUUAAAGUGGGAAUGUGCCGCCUUUCUUCUUUAACUAGGUCAUCAAAGAACCUUCAGAAAUCAGGCGUCCUGUCUCCCUGGACAAGAAAUAUUUUCAUACAGUAUUUUCGGAUAAAGAGCUUCUUCAGCAUCCCUGAGCUCUUCAACCCAGUGCCUGAAGAAUCUCAUAGUUAGAUAAGCUCUUCAUCCAUCCAUCCAUCCAGGGCACCUGGAACUAGUCACUUUCCCUCUGUUCCAUAUUCAGGACAAAAUGAAAACAACUUUAAACUCCACAUAAAAGACCUUUCCACACCGGAUCAAUAUUAAGGCUUCUCUGUGUGAGCAUUUAGGAACUCCUUCCUCUGAUCUUUCCUAAUAACUUGUUUCCUGACCCCAUCCCAUGCUGCUGGUCCCUCCAGCAAUCUUCCCGAACCCUCCCCUGUCAGAAAGUUUCCCCUCAGCACCCUCCAAGGGUGACACCUGGUUUUCAUUAAGAAGCCACCUACUCUUAGACUACUUUGACGGGGCUAAGAUUGAGUCUAAUAGCAGAAUCAACAAUCUUAUUUCCGAAGUUUUCAACUACAUAUACUUUUUUUUUUUUUUGAGACAGUCUUACUUUGUCGCACUCAGGAGAGUGCUGUGGUGUCACAGCACACAGCAACCUCCAGCUCUUGGGCUUAGGCGAUUCUCUUGCCUCAGCCUCCCAAGCAGCUGGGACUACAGGCGCCCGCCACAAUGCCCAGCUAUUUUUUUGUUGCAGUUUGGCCGAGGCUGGGUUUGAAAGGCUACCCUCAGGGCUGAGUGCCCUACUCACUGAGCCGUAGGCGCUGCCCAACUAAAAGUACUUCUGCUACACAAACAGAAUUGGCAAUUGUUAGUGAGGCUAUUCCUUCUCCAAUGAUCACAACAAUACCCAAAUUGUAUCAACUUCAUUAUUUUCUUCUUUCCUUUUCACAAUCCUUUCCCUUUAUUUCUUAUUACUCUUUAAGACUACUUUAAAUUACCUAUUCUUCCCCAAACCCUAAUAAUUAUGACCCCUAACUGUUCAUUUCUCUUCCUUCUACUCCAUUCCAAACAUCCUUCGUUAAGUUUUUUUCUUUUUCUAGUUAAAGAGCACUGAAGUGAGUGAAUACAUAAACUUGAGAAUCGUAGGCAGAGUGAAGAAUGUCUUCCUUUUGGCUUCAGAUUUUAAAAGUUAUCAAUGUUCUCUUGAGAGUGGGAGUACCCGAGUUGCAGUUUUAAAUGUCAACUAUACUAGCUGAGGUCAUUAAUUCCUCUCACCUUCACAUCUGGCCAAAGAUAAAGAGAAAAAUGUUUUCUGGUUUUUCUAGAUACCACGGUGUUCAAAUUCUUGAUAUGAGUAGAUCAUUGCUGAAGGAGAAAAAAAUCAUUAGUGUUGAUGAAAACUCUUGCUAAUACUUAGCCAGAAUGCGUGUUUAUCAGAUAAUAGACUUACAGGAAUCUAAAGAAAGGAGUAACAUUGCGGAACAAUUUUGAUAACUUCUUAAGCCUUCAUGAGCUCUUCUCAACCAAGUAAAGCCACUUACACACAUUAUAGGCAAAAUUAGGAAGAAUUUCUCUAGUUAUUGCCUUUUUACAAAAAUAAUUAUUGAUUGGUUUAGAAUCUUGAGCAGUAAUUUACUAAUGGCUGAAAAUAUCCAUAGUUUCUACAGUAUGGUGUCAUUUUCACAGCAACCUUGUGACAGUCUUCCUUGACUUCAGUGCUCUUGCUGGAUGGCGUGCUGCCUCUCGGCUCUUACAGAGACGGACUCUGUGACAUUAGGGUCCUGUGUGGUUCUGGUUCCAUGUGUUCAGCUCUUGCUUUCCCCUUUGACAAACAGAAUCAGCAUUUAAUAUCAGAAAUGUGUUUUUAUUUGACUUGAAGCUUGACCCAGCUUUUAUCUUAACCAAUUUAUGACACCAACUCACACCACAGAGAACAAUGAGAAAUAGAAACUUUGGAAGCCUUCCUGUUCCUCAGACAGUAGGAAACUAGGGUCCCCGAAAGCCGGUAUCUCCAUGACUUAGCACUAUGAUCUUCAUUUGAAAUGUUCUCCCGGUCAAUCCUCUCUCUCUCUUCCUUUGUCCAUUCUGAUUUUUGGCAUCUUUUCUUAAAUUGCUCUUUAUCUAAAGUACUCUUCUUGGGCAAUGGCUUCUAAAACAAUUAAAGACUCACUUUUAAAUCUUAAAAUACUCUGGUGUGAAGCAUACCAUAGGGCAGGAGAAGCUGUUGUCCAGCUAGAUCCCAUUUGGUCCAGUUUAUCCCAGGAUGCCUUUUUGACACCGUUCCUUCUACUUCCCCAAGAAGCGUCCCUACCCGGAGACCCAGGAUUUCUCAUUACAACCUAAUUGUUCAUCUCAGAUGAAUGUGUAAAUCUUGAUUUAUAUUCUAGAGACUCCAAGGUGUGAAUUUCUUAUUGCUUGUGAGCCUCCUGUUUCUCCAAGCUGACAGCUGUCAGGAGCACCAAUAGCCCUAAUGCUAACUAAUGCAGCAAGAUAAUAGUCAGAAACACUAUAGUAGAGAUUUGGGAGGAUAGGAAGGGUUUUUUUUCUUCUUUUCUCCAUAAAGAGCUUGCUUCCUCCAAUUUCCCCCACCCCCCACAAUGCAUUUCAGAAAGUCUGCAUCUCAUUUUACAGAUAUGUAGUUACAGAAUUUGCAAAUAUAGUUUAGGAAAUGUUCUGAGAUUGAGGCUGGUAGCAAACGAGUUUAUUUUCUGCACUGAACUUAGGACAAGUGUGCAUUAGAUGCAAUUCCUUCAAAGAAAGUGAAACACGGGAAAGCAAAGGGAUAAUACUUUUACACAUUAAAACAGUUGUUUGCUAUCUGUAAACCUUGAUUUAAACAUAAUUACUACUUUUAGAAAUCUGAAGCUGGAGGAAUGUGUGUUUUAGUAAAGUUUUGUUUGUUGAUUUAUUUGUUUCUCUUUAUGUCUUUCUUCUCAAGCUAGUAAAAGAUGUUUAUUCUUUAAUGUGAUACUGUGUGGGCCUUACCAUAUUUAUUUCACUCUCAGAAACAAGCCUUCCAUCCUACCAUUAAAGCCUUUCCUUCAUGAAAAUUGUAUCUUCCUCUUCCAAUAGCACUUGAGAGCUUUGAAGAGAGAAAUUCUCUCUGCCCUUUGAGGAUAGACUAGUUAAAAUAAAAACUGUUUCUUGGGAAAGAAACCCUAUAUGCUUAAAUUCACAGGUCUGGGGCCAAAGAAUAGAAAUUGAUUGCAGGUGAAGGUCAUGCAUUUUAUACUACAAAUUCUUAUUGCCACCUCAAAUCUUUUUUGAAAUAAGGCUGAGUAUAAAUUAUUUUGAUUAAAUUCUUCUUUGGGUGUUUCUUAUUAAUAUCUAGUGAAGAAUACCCAGAAAAAAAAGGGGUGCUACUAAAAUGCCAAAAUCAAUCUAUAGAUUUUUAUUAUAAUUGUAGGUAUUUCUUUUCUAUUCAUUUCAAGAUUGUGUGUGUUCAUGGGGUCUGAAAUAGGAAGACUUCCUCUUCCCCAUGGCUUUCCUAUCUACGCCACCCCAGCAUUCCCCACACACACACAUGCUGGAGGCAAUAGUAACAAAGAGAGAUUGACACCACAUUGCCAGUACUUCACCCAGCCAGACCCUUUCCCCUACAAAAGAAGGAAGAAAACCAAAUUAGAAACUUAAAAAAGGAAAUUGUAGUAUUUCAAUUGAAGGCAUAUUGUUUUCAACUCAACUCAAUUUACAGACAACCUGAGGACCUUUUUGUAACCUGUCUUUUGUGCCGUAAUUGACAUUCUUGGCUCAACCUUUAAUAUCACUGCAACUUCAAUUAAGUGAACAGAGGAAAAACAAAGAGAGGGAACAGGACAAUGAGAUGGGACUAAAAUUGAUACAAUUCUGGAUUCCUAAAGCCAAUUCUCAGGGUUAUCAGAGAAAGUUAGCACCACUCAUCCCUUGUCAUCCUUGCCUGUGUCUCAUGUUGUAAUUCUGAUAAUAGGUGAGCUAACUGUGCCUCUUUGUGAUUAAAGACUUCUCUCCAUGCUAUCAAACAAUCUAGAGAAAUCGUAAAGACCCUUGACUGCUGCUGUACCUAAUCUGCUCUCUCUGGCACAUGAGGAGUAUGCAGAAGGAUAACUGAAAAUAAAAUAAUACUGAACGUUUCCGAUAAAAUUUUGUCGUAGUCUGAAGUGCUUUGUGUAUGUUCACAAUUAGGGGGAUCUUUGGAAAACAAGGCUGGUUACUCUCCCCUUUCUCUCUUUGAGACACUUUUCGGUUUGGAGCCAGCCUUAGAUUGGUAGGAAAAAAAUUCUCAAAAGUAUUUUCAGCAUUUAAACUUCUUUCUUAGUCCCACUGAUUUGAACCUCAGUUUUUCUGAGGAGCCUCUGGAGAUAUAAAUUAGGGAUAAUUUGCAUAUAUCUAAUUAAAAUUAUUUUUUGCACUAUCGUGGAAAGAAUAAUGGUUCUCAGAGUAGAUGAAAGUGAGAUUCUUAGUUCUCCUCAUCAUGGCAAAUAAAGGCGUGAAGCUGAUAUGAUAGAGAAAAAUCUAUGGUAACUUUAUAUUUUAAAGUCAUUUCCAUGUGCUGACCCCCACUGUGCCAAACUCUUUUGUUCCCAUAAUCUAUUCUAAACUACAUAUUGAUUCUCUUGAGACCUUCAGCAUAUGUGUGUGGGUAUGAGCAGACAAGCAUAUUUCCAUUUGGAAAGUGAAGUCCCAAAUUGAGGAGACAGAUUCUUGAGGAUCAUUGAAUGCAAAUCAUUUCUCCAGAAUCACUCAAUAUUGCCACCUCCCAAACUAAUUCUAAAUUAAUCUUAAGAAAACAGUAAGCUCCAUAAGAAAUCCCACCAUGAAUGUCUUUCUCUUACAGAAUAACACAAGAAGAGGUACAAGGCAGACUCUUAAUAUUGGUGUAAUAAUUCACUUUUAUAUUUAAUAAUUGUGCUUUUUGUGUGAGUGUGUCACUGAGCUAUUUGUACCAGUUUCAAUCUAUCAUUCUGAGAGGGGCCUGUGUAUGUGUAUAUAUAUAUCUGUUAUGUGGAGUCAGGAAAACAAGUGAAUAGGAGUGAUAUUAAGUGAGGGAAAAGGGGUCAAUGUAGAAAAGUGAGUGGUCCUAGUGUACCUGUUUAUGUUAUGUAAGAUGGCUGCUGCCUGUAGCCCUCGAGGAAUAGCUGAUUGCACUAUUCAAAAAGAAGAGCCCAGCACUGUUAAAUUUAGGACUGUGUUUUGGGAAACAGGAAAGCUUUAUCUUUUUCUGUCCCCAUUCACUUUAGCAUUGGAGCCAUUUGACAUGAUGAAAACCAUUAAAUAAAAACCACUACUGACCUUUGCAUUAAAUAGCUAUUUUCCUCUUUUAAAUAAUACCCCUGGUUUUAACUCGACUACUUCCCUUUAUUUUCUGCCUAUUGGCUUAAUGUUUUACAGAAUAAUACAUAGGUGCAUACUAGUUUCUCUCCUUUGAGCUAAAACAAACAGGGGCAACAAUAGAGAUGACUCACAGAAGCGUGAGCUGGAGACUGAGUUUCCCACUUUUGUAGCACUGGUAACCUUUGUAAGAGCUGUCUAGGCUUGAGCUUUGGGUCUAUAAUGGGGCUUUCUUUUUUUUGCACUAAAUAUGACUGCACUGCAUUGCACUACUGAAAUGUAUUUACUUGUGUCAGGAGAGUGUGUCUUGGGUACGGGAAAGAAAACGGCAAGUUAUGAAACCAGGAGCAUCACAGAAACAGAGAUUUAUUUCCAUCCUGCUUGGUCUUACCAGGGUUGGUGAGAAGCUGUAGACUCUGCCAAUUCUUGAGCGGGCCUAGACACUGCCCUACUGAUAGGACCUAUUUUCUUACUAUAAAGAAUCUGAGUUGGUACAGUAAAUUGAGGAUGUUUAAGAAGUUUACCCAAUGUUGUUUCCAACUAAGCGUUCAGUAAAAGUUGUGAUAUUGAGGAAGCCAACCGAGAGGCGAUGGAGUCUUCCCCUUGGCCUACACCACAGAGCCCCUUGCUGGUGCACAUUUCAGCGUGACAGAGGGCAUUGGUCUGUGCUCCUUCAAAAACCAUAGCCUUGUCCAGACUGGAGAAAUCCUUUCAGUCUGAGCAUGCUUUUCCAUCCCUGGGUGAAACCUAGAUCAGGCUAACCAAAGAGGAAGGCCAUGCAUGUGGUAAAGUCCUUUAAGUUGACAGUAAGGGAACAGUGCAAUAAACACUGAAAGCCAGUGAGGUGAAAGGUUUAUUCUGAAACAAGCUAAUCCAACUUUGAUACUGGAGGAGAGGGUGGAAGACUGAUCAGAACCUACAGGCAGCUCCAUGAUAGACUAUCCUUAUUAACCAGAAGAUCUUACUAGUGCCUAAAGGGUUAGUUUUGAAGGUUUUUUCUUCCCUAACUUUUCUUUGUUGAAUUUAUUUUUAUUGCCUUUUUAAAUCUUAGAUUUAGAGUUUGACAGCUCUUUAGUAACUGUUCAUAAAAGAAUCUUGCAUCGCAGGAAAAGCAAUAUAUUAUAUGGGGAAUAAUGACACAAGAGUGAAGAUACUGAAGGGCUCUUCCAGAAUCCAAGGUGAUAGCUUUGAAGAUUCUGGUUUACUAAGAAAGAUCACAACUAUAUUCACAGCUAAGGUUGAAUUUCAGGCCUCUCAGUUGAGUCCUCUUUGCUGAGAUUACAGCAUUGAUAUCUGUCUCUUUUUUCUCUCUUCUUUAGUAUCCAUCCACAUCUGCUAUUCUACGUUAAAAAAAAAAAAAAGAAAAGAAAAGAGCUAUCAAAACGAACAUAAGCAAUCCCUUAAGCUUAAAGCAUUAUCUCUAUUUUAAAUAAGAAACUAUAAAUUCAAAAGUCUUAACAGGUACUUAGAAAUGUGUCUUGGGUAAGCCCCCAAACCGAAGCUGUAAGAAGAAAUAAUUGGCCUUUUAAAAUAUAUUCACAGUAAUUGUGCUAGGAUAUUUCUCUUGAAGCUUUGGGAGGCUUCUUCCUUGAAACUUGCAUACCUACUCCAGUUCUGUCACCAAAGAUGUUAAUCUUCUGAGCCCAGUUUCUCCCAGACAAAAGUACUACAUACAGCAGGCUCUCAGGAUAUGUUUUGGUAGUUGAGGGAUGACACUUUGGUUUUCCUCCUGCUCACAGUGGUAUUUACAGGAGACCUUGCUCUUAGAGGAGGUACUGAACUUAGGGUUUGAUCAGAGGUUUAAAUAUAGGGAAAAAUAAAUAAUAGUACUUGACACUGUAAACUAUCUUUAAUGGAGUCCUGACCUGGAGACUGAUGGAGAGAAAGAAACUUCCAAGGAAGAGAGUGAGCUAAAUCAUUUAGAGACAAACAAGGGUCUUUGGUGAAACACAGGGCGGCAUGUACGCAAAUGCAGACCAGGCUCUGCUUGGCCAGAGCCAGCAGCAAUGGCUAGUGGGGGAGUUAGACAACUAGCCAAUGAAUUUAAGCAUUGAAAAAGCCACAGUCUGGAUUUUGUUGUGAUUGUUGGAGUGGUUGAAACGCCCGUGCCCAUGGCAAGGAAAAUGCUUGGAGGCUGAUCUGUUGUGAUAGUGCCUUUCUUGUUGUAGUGAGUACUAGAUUAAUAAUUUAUUCAGUUUUAUGCUUUUCUGGACCAUUGCCCCCAGUCUUCUGAGGAGGUCUGAAGGGAUAGUAUCCAUUUAGGAUGAAGGGAUAGGAUAUUGCUCCUGGAAUGCUGUGAUUUGAUGAUAUUUGCACUAGAUUCUAAACUCUCCUUUAAACUGGAGCAACUGAAUGAGAGAAAAACCAAGGACAGCUCGAAGUUAAAAGAAACCAAAAGCAGUAUUUUCUGACUGAUGCCAUUUCUUCUUCUUCUUUUUUUUUUCUGGAAGAAAACUUUGGUUACCAAGCUCAAUCCUUUCCCUUCACUUCCCCCACACACACUCUGAACCAUCAUUGUGAAUUAACCCUCACUUAGAGACAGUUAAUGUAAAGAGAGUCCCUACCAUUACAGCUUUGCACCCUUCAUCAAGACCAGGGGGCAGUGGGUGGCUGGGGUGGGGAUCCCCCAAAGCUACCCACCUUGAGAGGCCAGUAAGCAUGGAUUUCCAGUCGCAGCUGAGUUAGUGACAGGCCCAGUGUCAUGCCUACUCAGAUGACACUGGGCCUGUCACUAACCCAGAAGGAUGCUCAAAAAGAGGAGGAAACCAAGGUGUUGAAGAAAACAAAGGGAGAUGGUGCCCAAAGUUUGCCUGUUUCUCCCCUCUCUUUUCUUUCCCACCUCACCACCACAUCCUCUCUGUCAGACUGUUUCAUCUCACAUGUUUUAUGUUACCAGAAGAAAAUGAUUUGGUUCCUUGGUUUCUCUCUUGAUCAGUGGGGCUGGGAACUCUUCCAGAAUUAAAAACAGAUACCAUUAGCAGCUCCCCUGUGUCUAGUCGGUUUCUCAAAUGCUGUACCACUGGUCUUGACUGGUCAACUAAGAUAAUUUGGAAGCUUUGGCUGGCUAAACCACCUGUCCACUUGAUCUUCAUUUUGUUUCCAUUUCCUUUUGAAUUGUAAGUGAGGCUGUGGAAAGGUGGAAAUCAUGGGAAAGGCUUGGAGGCUGCAAUCCUAGGGCCUACCCUGUCAGGAGUUUAUGCUAUCCAAAAUACAUCUUUCUGCACUUGUUUUCAUUUUAAUCUGUUACCCUGAUUAUAAUUUCUAUGAUACUUGGUAUUUUUAUAAGAAUAGAGUCCAUUUGCUGUGUCUAUUUAAAUCCUUUUUUUUUCUAUUGUCCCCACACGGAUGCAGUACCAAUCUGUUAAUGAAAUAUCUUUUUAUUAUAUUAUUCAUAUGUAAUUCUACUGUAGACCAAAAAUAUAAAAACAAAUUUGUUCAUUUUAAAGAUGUAAGGAACUAGUGAGUAAAAGAUUGAGUUGAAGGAAAAGACAGAAGAGCAGUGGUUCACUAUGUUGAGUUAGAAAUCUAAGAGUAGCCUUACCUAUUUUUUAACCAGUGCUUGCCAAUCAUACCAUAGUUGGGAAUAUAUAAUCGUGGCUCCUUCAUGCUGAUGUUCUAUAAUUCUUGUUUGUCUGUUUGUUUCCUUUGAUGUCAUUGAGAUUGCACAUCAUGCUAUUUUUGGCAAUGCCUGAAUUUAUUAUAUUGUACUUUUAUCAGUCAUUUCCUUUAGAAGGAUGGGGGGAAAGUUUUAUUUCUUCUUUUAAUUUAAAAUUUGUUUAAUGCACUGGAAAUAAAAUUGGACACAUUUCACUGUUUAAAAAAUCAGAAACAAAACAAAACAAAAACCACGAAGAAAAAACCAGUAAGCAAAUAAAAAAUGGGGGUGGGGGGAAGCUACAAAAAAAAAAAAAAUCUAUUUGUACCGAGACACAUACAAACUAUAUCCCACAUGAGAGAUAAGUAAAUCAAGUAGGAAAAGUAUAUAGUUUAAGCUGCAGUGCUGAAAAUAUAAAAGGUAUCUGUGUUCAAUGGGGUUGGAGACAAUAGGGCAUUCCUUUGAGAUCAGAGAUGUUGUCAUUAUUCCAACUAUUGCCCCAAUGGGGAGAGUGUGGGAAAAAGUCUGCAGGAAAUAGCCCUCACCUUCUUUAUUCCACUGGAGCUCUACAUUACCUUUUGCCCUAUGCUUGAGCACCAUUUGGAAAAAAAAAUGAAAAAUAAAAGAUACAGACAUACAUUUGUGCUGUGCUUGAGAAAGUGGUUUGUAAAGAUGUCUGUGUCCAGUACCCCGUGGACACACGACAGUCCAUGUGCUACCUCACAUGUUUCUCUUCUCGUGAGGAUUUGGAAAGGAUGGUCCCACGCUGUGGGGCCUAGAAAUGAUUCAUUGGCACCCGCACAUGCUAAAGAAGCUCUUGAAUCUAGCCUGAUCUCCAUUCUUCAGCGUUCUCUAACACCAACAGGGCCACCUAACUCAUAAGUGCUCAGUAACAGAAGAACAGAGAUAUUUUUCCUAGCCAAGUGGCUAUCUACCACCAUUUGUUUAAAGCUUGCUGGGUUUUUCUGGUUUUGUUUUGUUUUCGAUUAGGGGUGGGAGUGGAUGUAACUUCACAAUCCUAAUACAGUAAAUGUUUUGCAUCUUCCAUGUUUUAUGCAAAAACAGACAUUUAAAUCAAUAAAUAAUUGUGCCCUAGACUGAAAGUUAAUGUUUAGGAGAGGAAAAAAAAUUGUUGGAAUUUUUUCUACAUUUUUUUGUGAAGAAUCUUUUUUGGAAAGGAAGGAUACAUAUUUUUGUUGUGUAAUAUUUUCUAUUUUUGAAUGCAUUUUAUUGGUACAAGACUGUUUUUUUGGUGAAGACAUUAUUUAAAAAAAAAAAGAAAAAAACUAAUCGAAAAGUUUGCCCUUAAGGAUAUGCUGCAGUUUUGAGGUUAAAAAAAAUAACUGAUUCAAGAUGCGUGUUAAAAAGUUGGGAUUAUAUUGUUGUUUUUUGUAAUUGUUACAAGAAGAAGUUUGUACCCACUGCUGUUUAUUUUGUUUCAGAUGAGUAAGUAAAGGGAUUGUUCUUGUUUUAUUCUUUUUUUAGAGAAAAAAAAAGCUAUUUAUGAAAUGUCAAAAACACUGGACUGUGAGUUUAAGUGUGGAAGCAUUUUUACCACCCUGUGUCUUCAACCAAUUAUGGGAAGCCCCUUUUCUCUCCCCCCCGCCUUAGCCUUGCCAAAUGAGAAAAAUAGAACAGCUAUCAGACGAUCGAAGCCACCGAAGCCCUGCUUUAAUUUUUAUGGUUUGAGAAAGUAGGAAAACCAAAGUUAAAUUUGUUUCUGAAAUCCUGCUGUCCGUAGCCCUUCUUUGUACGUCACAGCCGGGCUCUGCCUCUCUGUCUUGGGUCACGGCCUUCUUAGAGACUGGGGACCGACUCUGAUGCAAAGAAAGGCAGAAAGGUGGUGAGCCUGAGAGUUGAGGUCUCAUGAAGUCAAAUGUGAGUGGGACUUCAGCCUCUCGGUGCUCAACCACGCUGUCCCAUCCGGAGACCCCAGGCUGCCGAGAGAGCGCACUGCUAACACUGCCGGAGGAGAGCGAGCCUCCUCCCUCCUCCACUUUCUGCUUCCUAGACCCUCCUGUCACUGUCAUGGUUCUGUGGAGUGGCUCUGCCUUUCUUAGCAGCCCACGUUCCGUGGAUGGGAGUGGGGGCAGAGGCCAGGGAUCCAAAUGAAAGAGGUGGCAGUGGUGUGAAGGCACCCCUGCCCUCGGGAAGGUAGGGCAAGGGACCACUGAGCACAAGGGAUCUUGCCCACCUCAGCUGUGAUUUUGCAGAAUAUCCAUCUUUCUGCUCACUGUGAAGAUGGACAGGCAGAGUGCCCUACGGCUGUUCAAUAGCUUUUCCAUAUUUUUUCAACAUUGAAAAAAUAAUUUUUAAAAACUGUGAUAUUUUUUUAAAAAUCAUUUGGCUGGGGGGAAGGGAAAAGGGAAACACCAAAAGCUGUAACAUGAUUAACUGGAGAUAUUUAACUGGGGCACUUUGUAGACCAAGACGAACUAACUCUUUUCUGGACUCUAAAGCAGCCAAAUCUUGAGACUGUCAAUGAAAGAAAGCUGAAGCGAGGCCUCCAUCUCCUCCUUUCUCCUUUCUUCUCUCUGUCUCAAAAUUCUCUCUUGUUCCCCUUUCCCAACUUCCCUCGGGCUCUUGCCCCAAUGGCCCCUUAGACCCCAUUUCAUGUGCAAGAGCAUGAGCGCGCUCACACAGACACACACAUACCUUACAAAAUACCAUUUUUCUUAAGGAUUGUGGGACCGAAUAAAAUCAUGUGCCUUCAUUUUUUCCCUUUUAUAGUUAGACAAACCUCUUCCUUUUUACAAUGUUUAAAAAAAAAAAAAAAGAGGAAGGAGGUUGAAUUGUUAGUGGAAGCCUUGGGCAUCACUCGAGAAGUAAUUUUUGUUUAGCACAUCCCCCUAAACAUUAAACACAACAUUUUAACCCCUUCCAGACACUCUUUGGACAUGUAAAGCAUCAAGUAACCAGAUACACAACAGCCGAAAUCCAGUGAUUUCAGAGCACUCCUGAACGUCCUAUUUCAUAGACUUCUUUGAUUUUAUCAAAAUUGAGGCGAGCAACGGCAAACAGCCUUGUUCUCCUGAUCUGGUGCUUUUGCUUGUGGUGUGGGUGGGGCAUGGGGGUGGGGGGCGUGGGUGUGUUUAGACAAAGGGUGCAUUCCUAAAGAUCUCUGGUGCUGAAGGGCCUCGAGUUCCUUUCAGAGACUGUAUUUGACACACUUUAAAUACACACAAACAAAUGGUAUCACAUGCAAUAUUUUAAUGGGGCAAUGGGAGAGGCUCUUUGAAACGGGGUUUUGCAUUUUUUGUACCAUUUUGCUUUCUCUGGUGCCUUAUUCCUACUCAAUGCUGGCACUCAUAUACCCACAGGAAACUGACACAGAGUCAGCUUCGUGAAGGGGGCCGUAUGGGUCAUGUUGGAGCACGUGGGGCCGCAGGGAGGUUGGUGUCAGUUAGUGGGGAAGGGACUGGGUAGCAUCUCUUAACUGAAGCCGAGCAGGGACUGCACAAACCCAUUACAGAAGAAGUUAGCUAGUCUGAUACAUAAACACACAACAAACUCAUUGCUCCUCAUCCAGGCUUUCCUUCCUUCUUCCUUUUCUCUCUCCACCUUCUCAUAAAGGUGCUGCUGCUGCUAAGGUGCCCAGAGUCCAGAAUGCCCAGUAAUCACUCAGGCACAAGCCUGGCACUGCCACGUCAGCCCCCGGCACGACCAAACCCAGGUUUCUCCUGCUUGGGGCUGAGAAUCAUCAGAUUUUUCUCAUCAAAAUAUGUUUUCCAAGGAAUCAGCGGAUUACAGUUAUUCUGCAUUGAAAAUGCACUUUAAGAAAUAAAUAAAAGCUCCAGACUGUUUAAAAUAUACAGAGGGGGCAGGGGAAAGACAAACGUGCUAGUGUCUGAACCCAGUUCAGUUUAUCUCCAGUUGAAACAGUAUACACUAUAUAAUGUAUAAAUGUAUACACACUUCCUAUAUGUAUCCACAUAUAUAUAGUGUAUAUAUUAUACAUGUAUAGGUGUGUGUGUAUGUGCAUAUAUACAGACAUGCACAUAACAAAAUCAGAUGCUCAUUACAAAUCCAGAUGCUACACAAACAGCAGCAGAGGAAACAAGGUUGGACUCUUGCAACAGAUCACAAAAAAUAAAAACAGCCACUUGCAGUGACUUUGGUCAUUUCUGUAUGUUCACAAAGAAUGGAUUGUAACAAAGAAAAAAGGAACGGUGUUAGUCAAAGAGGAAAAAUGGGCGAAACCAUCUUGAUCCAAUGGGAAUGCAGUAAUGUUCUCUACCAUUUCAUCAGUUAUUUCUUUUAGUCCUGUUAAUUUGAUUUCAGUUUCUGGCUAUUAAAAACAUUUUUAGACUCAAGUGACCCACCACAAACUGAACAAAACAACUAUAGUGAAAGCCCUUUUCAGUGGAAGAUGUCAGAAAUCUCAAAACCCUUGGCCUGACUCAGAACUACCAUGUGCAAAUCAGUCCUCUCUUAAUGUUUGAAAUAAAAACUGAAAAAAAAAAAAAAAAAAAAAAACUUUUUUGAAGCACCUUAAUGUGGCCAUCCAUUUGAGAAAUGGGGGCCACUUUUUUCUUUGAGCACCUUAUUGACGUGUUUUGCUAUCUGCUGUCUUUCUGUUACCUGUUGGCUGAAUGGCUAGCUGUUGACAUACACAUGUGCCCAGACCAGACAUCUGGCAUGUGUGUUUGCAAUGAAGUUUACUGUGGUGACUGCUGAAAGGUGAACCCAUUUCCUGAUUUUCCCGCCACAGUGUUGUGAUAAGAUUCCUAGAAACCCUUUUCUCUGCACAGAAAUGUUUCUUAUCACGUUGUAUCUUAGUAUGGAAAGGAAUAUGGUCCCUUUUUUGCAAUUGCUACUGUGUACACACACACAGACACACUGUAUAUUUAGACCUAAAACACACGCGCACACACACGCACAUGUGCAUGCACAAACAUAUUCAUUCGUCCAAGUGGUGUUUCCAAUGUCUAUGUGGGUGUCCUGGUUUUGUUUCCAUUUCCCAGUGAAUUUUGAAUGGAGGGCAACUUUUUCUAACCAGACUGUCUUUUCAGACCAAAGACCCUGGGAAUUGGGGAAGAGUUUGGAAAAAGGGAGAGGCAAGGCAAAAAGAGAGCUUUAAAUUGAAAGAUUAAGUUUUCCAAGAGGAAAGUGAGCUGAAGGACUACAGAGACUCUACCCUCCAGUCUUUGCAGGUGGGCAUGGAACACUACUUGAAUCACUCUGUGCCGUAAGAUCCACGUGUACACGAACACACACAUCCAUCCAUCAACAUACAUGGUUUGGGAUGAGCAGGUCAAUAGUUUUGAGAGGGAGUUUGUUCCUUUUUUUUUUCUCAUUAUACUCUUAAAUCAUUGUCAGUUAUCAAACAAACAGAAAAAUUGUUUUGAAAAACCUUGCAUACGCCUUUUCUAUCAAGUGCUUUAAAAUAUAGACUAAAUACACACAUCCUGCCAGUUUUUUCUUACAGUGAGAGUAUCCUUACCUGCCAUUUAAUAUUAGCCUCGUAUUUUUCUCACGUAUAUUUACCUGUGACUUGUAUUUGUUAUUUAAACAGGAAAAAAAAACAUUCAAAAAAAGAAAAAUUAACUGUAGCGCUUCAUUAUUCUAUAUUAUUAUUAUUAUUGUGACAUUUUGGAAUACUGUGAAGUUUUAUCUCUUGCAUAUACUUUAUACGGAAGUAUUACGCCUUAAAAAUACGAAAAUAAAUUUUACAAGGUUUCUGUUUUGUGUGGAAGAGUAAUUGAUGUUGCUAAGAAUGAUGUUUGUUUUUUGGGGUUUUUGUUGUUUUUUUUUUAAAUGUUACCAGCACUUUUUUUGUAAGUUUCACUUUCCGAGGUAUUGUACAAGUUCACACUGUUUGUGAAGUUUGAAUAUGAAGGAAUAAUUAAAACAAAAAAAAAACUCUU